Molecule: messenger RNA, 1562 nt
Organism: Rhincodon typus (whale shark)
Lineage: Eukaryota; Metazoa; Chordata; Chondrichthyes; Orectolobiformes; Rhincodontidae
Gene: elk3
Product: ETS transcription factor ELK3
Exons: 4
Coding region: 399-1547 (382 amino acids)
Biological process (GO): regulation of transcription by RNA polymerase II; cell differentiation
Cellular component (GO): nucleus
Molecular function (GO): sequence-specific DNA binding; DNA-binding transcription factor activity, RNA polymerase II-specific
Source: RefSeq, a predicted model, not a curated record
AGCAUGUUACACUGUCUGGCCCUUGUGUCAGUUUUUAGUGAGAGGGAGGAACAUCAGGCUGGCAUUUAACUCCUCCCUUGUGAUGUUAAGGCUUGAGUGGUAAAGGUACUGACGUCAAGUGGAGGUGGGAGUGCUGAGUGUGGACACUGGGCAGAGAGGAGGAGAAGGGGAAAGACUUGUUUACACAGACUGCAAAGAGCCUGGGGAAUAAUGCGGAAAGGAAGUAAUCCGGAGCUCUUGUCUGACUGAUCCAGCUUCCUGCUCAGCAGGAUCCAGUUACAGCAGCGGAACAUUUCAGACCCGUGUGAGCAUGGAAAAAAGGAGCAGUUUGCAUCGGUGAUCGGAUCGAAGGGGGCAACGGAUCCACAGACAAUAACAAAGGGCUGCAAGUGUCAGGAAUGGAGAGUGCGAUCACACUGUGGCAGUUCCUGCUGCAGUUACUGCUUGAUCAAAAACAUGAGCAUCUGAUCUGCUGGACGUCCAAUGAUGGGGAAUUCAAACUCCUUAAGGCAGAAGAGGUUGCUAAACUCUGGGGACUAAGGAAAAACAAAACCAACAUGAACUAUGAUAAACUGAGCCGAGCCCUUCGAUAUUAUUAUGAUAAGAAUAUUAUUAAGAAGGUGAUUGGACAGAAGUUUGUUUACAAAUUUGUCUCAUUUCCAGACAUUUUAAAAAUGGAUCCUCACUCGCUGGAAUCCAGUCGGGAAAACAUUUUGCUCAGGGAUAGUGACACUCCAUCGAUUUCAGAGAGCAGAGAUCACCAGCAAAUAACAUUAUCUAGUGGCAGAAGUCCCAGUCGCAAUGAUUAUAUCCACUCUGGAUUAUAUACUUCUUUCACCAUUAACUCUUUGCAGAAUAGGUCUGACUUUUUCAAGUCAAUCAAAAUGGAAAAGCCAGAAGAGAAAAUUGCAAGGAAACCUACCUCCGAGGAGGUCAGAACUGUUAUAAGAUUUGUAGCCAAUAAAAGUGAAACACCAGUUACCAUGCCCAUCAGCUCUGUUCCAUCCUCACAUUCUCCAUCCCCAGAAGCUGUGGUCGCGUCAUCUUUCUUCACUGCUCUCACCUCUAAAACAUCGCCUCCUUUAUCAUCACGUCAUUCCCCUGUUGCUUCGUCGUCCUCAAAUACCUCCUCCUCAACGGGGUACCAGAAGGCAUGCAUUAUUGAACUUGAUGCGUUCGAUUCAGAACAGUCUGUUCAGCCCCUAAACCUCUCCUCAGGUUCGAAGGCCAAAUCGCCUUGUCCGGCUGAGCAGAGACAAAGCCAUCUUCCGAAAGCUAAGAAACCCAAAGGCCUGGAGAUUCCAGCUCCUCCUUUAGUCAUAACCAACACUGAUGCCGGCUCAAUCGCUCUCAACAGUCCAGCACUUCCUUCUGGAUCCCUCACUCCUGCCUUCUUCACUGCACAGACACCUAAUGGCAUUCUGUUGACUCCAAGCCCCUUACUCUCCAGUAUUCAUUUCUGGAGUACAUUAAGUCCAGUGGCUCCCUUGAGUCCUGCUAGACUCCAGGGGCCUGGGUCUUUAUUUCAGGUAUGUGUGAAUUGUUAAACAUUACUAUCAGGG